AUGCGCCCCCGCGCCCCCGCCGCCGCCGCCGGCGCGCUCGGGCUCUGCAGCCUGCUGCUGCUCCUCGGGCCCGGGCAUGCGUGCCCCGCGGGCUGCGCCUGCACCGACCCGCACACCGUGGACUGCCGCGACCGCGGGCUGCCCAGCGUGCCCGACCCCUUCCCCCUGGACGUGCGCAAGCUGCUGGUGGCCGGCAACCGCAUCCAGCACAUCCCCGAGGACUUCUUCAUUUUCUACGGCGACCUGGUCUACCUGGACUUCAGGAACAACUCUCUGCGCUCGCUGGAGGAGGGCACGUUCAGCGGCUCGGCCAAGCUCGCCUUCCUAGACCUCAGCUACAACAACCUGACCCAGCUGGGCGCCGGCGCCUUCCGCUCGGCCGGGAGGCUGGUCAGGCUGAGCCUGGCCAACAACAGCCUGGCGGGCGUGCACGAGGCCGCCUUCGAGACCCUGGAGUCGCUGCAGGUGCUGGAGCUCAACGGAAACAACCUGCGCCGCCUGAACGUGGCCGCCCUGGCCGCGCUGCCCGCGCUGCGCUCCCUCCGCCUGGACGGGAACCCCUGGCUCUGCGACUGUGACUUCGCCCAGCUCUUCUCCUGGAUCCAGGAGAACAUGUCCAAGCUGCCCAAAGGCCUCGAUGGGCUCCAGUGCUCCCUGCCCACGGAGAACAGGAGGGUGUUCCUGCACGAGCUGUCGGAGGCCAGCUUCAGCGAGUGCAGAUUCAGCCUGUCGCUCACAGACCUCUUCAUCAUCAUCUUCUCGGGGGUGGCCGUGUCCGUCGCCGCCAUCAUCUCCAGCUUCUUUCUGGCCACCGUGGUGCAGUGCGUCCAGAGGUGCACCCCCAACAAAGACACCGAGGAGGAAGACGAGGAUGAGGAUGACUGAGCCACCCCCUGCCCUUCCUUGCUGGACAGAACCAGAGCCGGGAGCUCCCCUCUGAGAAGAGAGGGAAACACUGAAAGCAGAAGAGCAUCAGCCGGUCAUGCCCAGAGCAGCACCUGCUCCAUGCUCUGCACCCUGGGCAUGCCCGGCAGCCCCUCUGAUCCCAGAGCUUAGAAUCCACAGGGCCUAGUGCCCAGGCAGAGCCACCAGCCUCCCAGCCUGAGCUGUGUGUGCGUGGGCAGAAGUGGCCAAGUUGGGCUGCCCGGCUGACAGCUGAAAACCAGCCCAGAGACGAGAAGACUUGCAGCUCUUGGCCACAGAGAUUAUUUUGUGUGUCCAUUUCUCAGAUCUGGACUGGGAGACUGUGCGGCGUCUCCUUCCUUCCAAGACGCAGCUGCACAGACAGUGGGGAUUCAAGCUCAGGUCCCUGUCUGGGAGCAGGGCUUCUGCUGUAAUGGGCUUCAGCAACCCUGGGAGGUUACGUGCAGAGCAAACCGUUUGGUUAAAAUGGCAUUGAAGAGAAAACUAAGGCCUGGCCAAUGGGUAUUUGCUGUUGCAUUUUGGUGAGUGGCUUGGGAAAACUUCCACUGACAGAACUCAAACCCUGAUCUUUAGCCUAAGAGGAGGCCACUUGUAGAGGGAGGGCGGUCAGUUGGUGUAGUUGUGAUGGCCUCCACUCAGUCACUCUUCCCUCUAAAGUACAACCGAGUUGUUUCCCUUCCUGUCCCCAACCCCAGCCUCAUCCCUAACCUGCACCCUGAGUCCCUCCUCAGCAAGCUAAUACCUGGCUGUUCUCUGUGCUUCACUGUCCCAGACUGUCAUCUCUAGAACUUUCCACAAGGCCAGGAUUGUGAAGGCAGAUUGCACUGGACCAAGAAAAUGUUGAAAAUAAACAAACUGGGACUUGACCUCUGAGAAACCUCCAGCAGGGGCCUAA
Manis javanica (Malayan pangolin) is the source of this 1819-nucleotide messenger RNA. RefSeq names its product leucine rich repeat containing 38 (gene LRRC38). Lineage: Eukaryota; Metazoa; Chordata; Mammalia; Pholidota; Manidae. Gene Ontology annotation, molecular function: protein binding. Gene Ontology annotation, cellular component: plasma membrane. The record is from RefSeq and is a predicted model, not a curated record.